AUGUUGUAUUCAAAUGCACUCGUUCCAAGUGGCCACGAGCCUGGCGUUCGGCACAAGCUCGGCAUCGCACACCGCGAUAUCCUCGCCCGAGAACAUCAUGCUGGAUCGAAAAAGGUGCAAAAUUGGCGGGUGCGGACUGCUACACCGCUAGCGGUCGCCGAGCGGGCAAGAAAUACUACAUGGGCACCUGAGAUCGUCGCGAGUGGCUCAUACGAACCCAAGGUCACCAGCUCGGUAUCGAGUUCUUCAUCAUCCUCACAGGCUUAUCGCUUGUCACAAGGUUUGACGUCUAUGAAGACAUUCCGAACAAUGUUGCAAAAUGGCACUGAGACUGUUUUAUUUUUGCGGCAUGAUCCUUCGAAGUGUUUGACGAUUACCGAGGUGCUGGACCACGAAGAGUGCAUUCUUUACACGGGGAGUUGUCCCAAGGACAGCGUAACUUGUCUUGCGGUUUGA
Messenger RNA from Peronospora farinosa, 456 nucleotides. The record is from the annotation of a GenBank genome assembly. NCBI's taxonomy places the organism in Eukaryota, Oomycota, Peronosporomycetes, Peronosporales, Peronosporaceae.